AUGUGGCUCACGCUGGCCAUCAUGACUGGCUGCAUGAUGAUCAUAUUUGCUAUAUAUGAGGAUGACAGUCAGUGGCUGUACGAUCCUUUCUAUAACUACUCGUUCGCAUCAUGUGGUCCACAUAUUUGUAUCUGUCCGCCCUUUUUGACAUGUUGUCUGCCCAUAGUAGCCCAAGUAUAUGGACCUGAAAACCUAGAUACGGUUUUCGUACAGACGCUCAAGAUAGUGCCGGUUGGGUGUAUAGAUGAUAAGCUCCUGAUUGCCCCCGAUGACGCAUUCCACGACCUACGAACCCGGGCCAAAAGUUGUCUGGAAAAGAACGAGCUGUACAUUGCGCCUCACGCAGCCCACGUACUGAGUAAGUUGGACCGACGCAUCUUCGGCGUGACACCACCGUCGCCGGCCACACAGAACACUAUGGCCAGAUGCCAAACGACUAAGACCCAUACGACUCCCGUCCUUGCCGGCGCUCCCAGUCCAGCUUCCGGUUGCCCUUCGGUCGUGGGACCCAUUUCGGUCGUGGGACCCACUUCGGUCGCUGGGCCUACUCCGGUCCGGCCCAGUGAGGCCGAUAAGGUCGCGAAGGUCGACAAUGCGGAAUCCGGAAGAAAUGUUCCGGCUGCGCAGAGAAGGGCAGGCAGCAUCAAGUCGUUCAUGACCGAGUCUCCUUGUCCACCGUCUUUGGUUGAAGCGUCUUCGGCCAAAGCAGGUUCGGCCAAAGCAGGUUCGGCCAUAGUCUCCACUGUUCAGACGGACUUCUCGCCCGUGGCUGCGUGCUUCCGAGAAGAGCCGUCCAGUCCUGCUGUGCCCGCGCGAAAGCAGAGAAGGAAAGCCGGCAAAAAAGACAGAAUCGGUUCCACGACCCUUCAGCAGUCCACGGCUAUCCUCCAGCAGUCAACAGCUACGCUGCAGCAAUCAACCACGACGGUUCAAGAGUCUCCCGCCGCGGCGGUACGGAAGUCGUCUCCGCUUGGCCUUACGCAGAUGGUCGCCGAGUGCACGCCCAACAUCUUCGCCGACGAGGAACUCUUCCCGAAGGAGGAACUCUUUUCAAAGGAGGAACUCUUUCCGAAGGAGUUGGUCAAGACGUCCAAGAAGACCUCCCCAAGCGACGUGACCGCACCCCAAGUCCCGGCCGACCACUGCGGCGACGGUGGGGCGUCGCAGCGGCAACCCACUUCCUUCUUGCAGACAUCUGGUGGCACUGAAAAUGUCCGGGUUCACCAAACCGCAGACGGCGGACUCAGUAACCAAUCCACCGACCAACUGACCUACCCUCCCCUUGACCAGCGUCCCCCGACCCCCCUUGACCAGCGUCCCCCGACCCCCCUUGACCAGCGUCUCUUUGGCAGGUUUCUCUGGGGUCAAGCCGACCGCGAAGAUGACACCACCAACGCGGAAGUCUCCUCCCGUUCGGUCGUCGGGCCGGACGCUGGACUCCUUCUUUCGGGGGACGCGGUGAGCUAG
Molecule: messenger RNA, 1467 nt
Organism: Gregarina niphandrodes
Lineage: Eukaryota; Apicomplexa; Conoidasida; Eugregarinorida; Gregarinidae
Exons: 2
Coding region: 1-1467 (488 amino acids)
Source: RefSeq, a predicted model, not a curated record